CGUGUUCGUUUUUGCGCUGAUAAACGGUGACCGUGUCAGGAUUGUCGGUGUUUGGGGGCUCCAGCUGUGACACAGUGGUGGGACUCUGUUCGUGUGAAUGUAUCUGUAUAUGAGAACUGGAGAAGUCGGUCUUGAGUGCGUGUAGCGAUUCAGUGGCACUGCACACAAAUGAAUGGUUGGCAGAGGUUCUUUCACCAAUUGCUGUCCUCUGGCCCUGGAGAAGUGAACACAGUCAUUGCAAGGCUGUCCCCUGAAUCCCCAUGCCAGCGAGGCAGUCAGCCAAGAAGUCGUAGGUGAUCAAGUUGAAGACCUAAUAAUAUCAGUAGCACCAACCCACCUUGGUCCUGGUGUCUCCGGAUGUCAUCUGUGAGGGUGGUCAGGGCCGUUUCCACCCCAUGACCAGCAUGGAACCUGGACUGGAAAGGAUCCAGAGAUGUCCUGUCCCCAAAUCUGAGUUGGAAGAAAAAUUUGCCAUGGGUUUGUCUGCAUCCUCUCCAUCGAUAGCACUCCAAGCUGAUGUAUCUGAACAGCCUCAGACAGCCAAUUCACAAUGUCCCAUGCAUCAGAAUGAAACGGAAGGUUGCCCAAUGCACAUGAAAUCAGCUGAAAAUGUUGAUGAAAGACACCACGUUUCUUGUCCUGUGCAUCAAGAAAGAGCAUAUGAAUAUAUUGAAUGCCCUGUGAAGUCUCAAAUGCAUGAGAAGCUUGAUCCCAGCAACAUGAUGCCAUCCCCUAAUCAACAGCCAUCCCCUGGUCAACCAUUUGCACUGUCUACCACAAGAGAAGAGUCUACUAUUCCUAGAACUUUUUCUCAACAAAACUGGGUUUAUCCUUCAGAACAAAUGUUUUGGAAUGCAAUGCUUAGGAAAGGAUGGAGAUGGAAAGAUGAUGACAUAAAACCUGAAGAUAUGACUAAUAUUAUUAAGAUUCAUAAUCAGAAUAAUGAGCAAGCUUGGAAGGAAAUUUUAAAAUGGGAAGCACUUCAUGCUAGGGAGUGCCCCUGUGGACCGACACUUGUUCGGUUUGGAGGUAAAGCUAAGGAAUAUUCACCAAGAGCCAGAAUACGCUCCUGGAUGGGGUAUGAAUUGCCUUUUGAUAGGCAUGACUGGAUUAUUGAACGCUGUGGAAAAGAAGUCAGAUAUGUUAUUGAUUAUUAUGAUGGAGGGGAAGUUGAUAAGAACUAUCAGUUUACCAUUUUGGAUGUUCGUCCAGCUUUUGAUUCCUUAACUGCUGUGUGGGACAGGAUGAAGGUGGCUUGGUGGCGCUGGACUUCGUAACUAAACUUUCACCCUAUGGAAAACAAUAUUAGAACUGUGUUACUUUGGUCUUGAAUAAAAAUUCAUGCUGACUUCAGUUCUAUAUAACAGCAUUGUGCUAGCUAUUCCGGGACAAACUACGUUACUUUAAUCAGGGCUUUGUUUAAAUAAUACAGUGUGUAUGUGUGUUUCCCCCUCCCCCCGGCAUUUGAUCACAAGUGGAAGACACUUAGUUACAUUUGAUCACAAGUGGAAGACAUAUGGAAUCUGUAUGCAUCAGGAAGAAGAGACAGCCCUACAAUAGAAGAAGAGGUGGUUUUUAUAUGAAAAAUAGAAGAGGUGAUUUUUAUAUGCUGCUUUUCUGUACUGUCAGGUGUCUCAAAGCAGCUUACAAUCACCUUCCCUUCCCACACCCUCUGUAACAGGCACCUUGUGAGACAGGUGCGGCUGAGAGUUCCGAGAGAACUGUGGCUAGCCCAACAGGCUGCAUGAGGAGAAGUAGGGAUUCAAACCCAGUUCUUCAGAUGAGAGUUUGCUGCUCUUAACCAUUAUACCACAUUGGCUCUUAAAUAGAUUGUAUGUACAUAUGCAGAAAGUAUCCAUGGUUUACAUACAAAUGCAUUUUUUUUAGAAACAAUCAGAAAUCAACUAUUUGACAGUUUUGACAUCCUGCCUUUUUGGAAGUUGAGGUAGAGUUUGACAAAAAAACCCCCCCACAACCCUUUGCUAAUGUCUGUUUUGAAAUACUUUGCUCUUUAAAUAAUAAGUUUAAAUGUUCAGUACUACAAGGAGCAUUGUGGUAAAUGAAUUAGCGUAUCGACUUUUUCAUGUCAUAUAUACUUCACCAGGUAGCAUAUGGUUUAGAACUUUUGGACUCUGAGCAAGGAAGGGCGGCUGUCAGAAACUGGUUCCUCUUGGAAACACGUAAUUUAAAGGUGCCAUAUCUGAAACAUUUUCUGUGCAUGUUCUUCUAAAAAAUCAGUAAAGUGUUAGCCUGUGCACUUAGGUGAACCUGUAGGAUUCACUUACAUGAAGAAUGAUGUCUAAUAGAUACCAACAUCAAAGAUACUUGUGCAGUACAAAAGGUUGUUUUGGACUGGAUUUUGUUAGGAGUUGCCUUUGAAUAAUUUUGUGGUUAUAAAUUCACUUUUGUGUGAAUGCUGAUGAGCUUUUCAAUGCUUAAAUCCAAAUUUAACUGCAAACCAGGCUGGGGUGGUAAAAAGGGCUUCCAGACAAAUGCUUUGCUGGAGCUAUGCCUAGGUCCCAUCUCGACCCUUUGCAGCUGGAUAUUCUUGGUCAGCAACCUUGGCUUUUCCUGUGCUCCUUUUUGCAUCCUAUACACCGUUGUGAUGGCUGUACUCUUCUUUUGUCCUCACAAUUCCCACUACCCUCCUGUCUGGCUUGAAAAAGAAGAGAACAUGAAAAGCAGAAGGUGAAAUGUUUGUUAGGGGGUUGUGGAUCAGUAUUGCUCCCAGCAAAGUAGCCAGGAUAGGCUGUGGCAGCAAAACAAGAGGAAGGACCUUGCAGCACCUUUUGAAGAAACAAAUGCACUCCAGUUAGAGGCAUGAAAUUACUUCUGAACAAGUGCUUUAUACACAGAGUGGAUAACCAAAAAAUGAACACUGGAUUAAAAGACUUAAUUUGUGACAUUUCUGUGCAAAAUUGCAUGAAUUUGUUUUAAGCUGCCACAAUACUGCUUCGAAUAAUCCUUUGUAUGGCUGUUGUAUGUGAACUUUUGUCUCUUCUCAUCUCUGCUGGAAGAAUCUUUUCAAAAAUCUUUGAAAGAGCAAUAUAUGCUAAAAUGUUGAGGAAAUUAUUGGGGGAACCACCAAAGGUUUGUAUGUUACUGACAAAAUCACUAAUGCAACUUUUAAUCAUCAAGCAGAUGUUAAUGUGUGAUAACUGACUACAUAUCACUACAAUAAUUUAAAGCCUUGAUUUUUAAAUUGUAGACACAUUUUUUUUCAGAAAUGGAAAACUAAUUCUGUUUUUCAUGAUGGCCACUGCAUCUGAUGGAUGAUGUCAGAUCAGUAUUCACACCUCUGCAAGAUACAUUUGCUGGAAAAGGUUCCAAUAAUCUAGUAUAUAUUUUCAUUGUAUAUAGAUGGAGUCACCCAUAUGUUAUAUGAUGCUUCCUGGCUUUAAACAGAAAGAAAAUAAAGUUUAUUUUUUACCUCA
This is a messenger RNA of Sphaerodactylus townsendi, 3434 nucleotides long. RefSeq names its product holocytochrome c-type synthase. Gene Ontology annotation, cellular component: mitochondrion. The record is from RefSeq and is a predicted model, not a curated record. Bases 396 to 1277 code for a protein of 293 amino acids. Gene Ontology annotation, biological process: cytochrome c-heme linkage. Lineage: Eukaryota; Metazoa; Chordata; Lepidosauria; Squamata; Sphaerodactylidae. The transcript has 8 exons. Gene Ontology annotation, molecular function: holocytochrome-c synthase activity.